This is a messenger RNA of Ictidomys tridecemlineatus (thirteen-lined ground squirrel), 7256 nucleotides long. It is a transcript of the gene Adamtsl3, whose product is annotated as ADAMTS like 3. Gene Ontology annotation, biological process: extracellular matrix organization. Gene Ontology annotation, cellular component: extracellular matrix. NCBI's taxonomy places the organism in Eukaryota, Metazoa, Chordata, Mammalia, Rodentia, Sciuridae. The record is from RefSeq and is a predicted model, not a curated record.
GGCGCCGCGAACUGGAGGCCGGCGUCGGGGAAGGUCCUGGUCCGGGAUUCUGCACGAGGUGUGGACGAGGCCGCUUGUCCCCGCCUCUCCUCCGCGCUCAACGAGCCCGCGCGGCCCCAGAGUUGCACGUCCUAGAAGGCUUAAGCGGUGUAAGACUGCAAGUGAGGCCCCUAGGAUAACGGAUCUCAUGGCUUCCUGGAAGAGCCCCUGGUGGCUGCUGAUAUGGAUGGUCUUCAUGCAUUCUACUCUCCUGCAGACCACAGCAGAGAAGUCUCCUGGAGCCUACUUCCUUCCUGAGUUUGCACUCUCUCCUCAGGGAAGUUUUCUGGAAGAUACAACAGGGGAGCAGUUCCUUACAUACCGCUAUGAUGACCAGACCUCAAGAAACGCUCGCUCUGAUGAAGACAAAGAUGGCAACUGGGAUGCCUGGGGCGACUGGAGCGACUGCUCCCGCACCUGUGGGGGCGGAGCCUCCUAUUCUCUGCGGAGGUGUUUGACAGGAAGGAAUUGUGAAGGACAGAACAUUCGUUACAAGACAUGUAGCAAUCAUGACUGUCCCCCAGAUGCAGAAGACUUUAGAGCCCAACAGUGCUCAGCCUACAAUGAUGUCCAGUAUCAGGGGCGUUUUUAUGAAUGGCUUCCACUAUAUAAUGAUCCUGCUUCGCCGUGUGCACUCAAGUGUCAUGCACGGGGACAGAACCUGGUAGUGGAGCUGGCACCCAAAGUACUGGAUGGAACUCGUUGCAAUGCUGACUCCCUGGAUAUGUGUAUCAGUGGCAUCUGUCAGGCAGUGGGCUGCGAUCGGCAACUGGGGAGUGACGCUAAGGAGGACAACUGUGGUGUCUGUGCUGGAGAUGGCUCCACCUGCAGGCUGGUGCGGGGACAGUCAAAAUCGCAUGUUUCUCCUGAAAAACGAGAAGAAAAUGUGAUUGCUGUUCCUUUGGGAAGUAGAAGUGUGAGAAUUACAGUCAAAGGACCUGCUCAUCUCUUUAUUGAAUCCAAAACGCUUCAAGGAAGCAAAGGAGAACACAGCUUUAACAGCCCUGGAGUUUUUGUUGUAGAAAACACAACAGUUGAAUUUCAGAAGGGUUCAGAGAGGCAAACCUUUAAGAUUCCAGGACCUCUGAUGGCUGAUUUCAUCUUCAAGACCAGGUACACUGUGGCCAAAGACAGUGUGGUCCAGUUCUUCUUUUACCAGCCCAUCAGCCAUCAAUGGAGACAAACCGACUUCUUUCCCUGCACAGUGACAUGUGGAGGAGGUUAUCAGCUCAACUCUGCUGAGUGUGUGGAUAUCCGCUUGAAGAGAGUGGUUCCUGACCACUAUUGCCAUUACUACCCUGAAAAUGUAAAACCCAAACCAAAAUUGAAGGAAUGCAGCAUGGAUCCUUGUCCGUCAAGUGAUGGCUUUAAAGAGAUUAUGCCCUAUGACCACUUUCAACCUCUCCCUCGCUGGGAACAUAAUCCUUGGACUGCAUGUUCUGUGUCCUGUGGAGGAGGGAUCCAGAGACGGAGCUUUGUGUGUGUGGAGGAGUCCAUGCAUGCAGAGAUACUGCAAGUGGAAGAAUGGAAGUGCAUGUAUGCACCCAAGCCCAAGGUUAUGCAGACCUGCAACCUAUUUGAUUGCCCUAAGUGGAUCGCUAUGGAGUGGUCUCAGUGCACAGUGACUUGUGGCCGAGGGUUACGUUACCGGGUGGUUCUCUGUAUCAACCAUCGUGGACAGCACGUUGGGGGCUGCAAUCCACAACUGAAAUUGCACAUCAAAGAGGAAUGUGUUAUUCCCAUCCCGUGUCAUAAACCAAAAGAAAAAAGUCCGGUGGAAGCUAAAUUACCUUGGCUGAAACAAGCACAAGAACUAGAAGAGACCAGAAUAGCAACAGAAGAACCAAUGUUCAUUCCGGAACCCUGGUCGGCCUGCAGUACCACAUGUGGGCCGGGCAUACAGGUGAGAGAGGUCAAGUGCCGAGUGCUGCUCACAUUCACACAGACAGAAACUGAGCUUCCAGAGGAAGAGUGUGAAGGCCCCAAGCUGCCCACAGAGCGGCCAUGCCUCAUUGAAGCUUGUAACGAGAGUCCUGCAUCGAGAGAGCUGGACGUCCCUCUCCAAGAGAAGGACAGUGACAUGACUUACGACUGGGAGUAUGCUGGCUUCACCCCUUGCACAGCAACAUGCUUGGGAGGCCAUCAAGAAGCCAUAGCAGUGUGCUUACAUAUCCAGACUCAGCAGACGGUCAAUGACAGCUUGUGUGAUAUGGUCCACCGUCCUCCAGCAAUGAGCCAGGCCUGUAACACAGAGCCCUGUCCACCCAGGUGGCACAUGGGCUCCUGGGGUCCCUGCUCAGCAACCUGUGGUGUUGGAAUCCAGACCCGGGAAGUGUACUGCCUGCACCCAGAAGAGUCCCCUGCACCUGCUGAGGAAUGCAGGGAUGAAAAGCCCCAUGCCCUACAAGCAUGCAAUCAAUUUGAUUGCCCUCCUGGCUGGCAUAUUGAAGAUUGGCAGCAGUGUUCCAGGACAUGUGGUGGGGGAACUCAGAUCCGAAGAGUCACCUGUCGGCAGCUAUUAACAGAUGGCAGUUUUUUGAAUCUCUCUGAUGAAUUGUGCCAAGGACCCAAGGCAUCGUCUCAUAAAUCCUGUGCCAGAAUAGACUGCCCCCCACAUUUAGCUGCAGGAGACUGGUCAAAGUGCUCUGUCACUUGUGGUGUUGGACUCCAGAGAAGAAAGCAGGUGUGUCAGAGGCUGACUGCCAGAGGCCGGCGUGUUCUCCUUAGCGAGACAUUGUGCAGGGACCUCCCAGGGCUUCCCCUUGUAAGAUCCUGCCAGAUGCCUGCGUGCCACAAAGUAAAACCAAAGACAAAAAUAAAACUUGGUGAGCAGGGUCCUCAGAUUCUCAGUGUCCAGAGAGUCUAUAUUCAGACAAGGGAGGAGAAACGUAUUAAUCUGACCAUUGGCAACAGAGCCUAUUUGCUGCCCAACACAUCUGUAAUUAUUAAAUGCCCAGUACGACGAUUCCAGAAGUCUCUGAUCCGGUGGGAGAAGGAUGGCCAUUGUCUGCAGAACUCCAAACGACUUGGCAUCACCAAGUCAGGCUCACUGAAGAUCCACAGUCUCGCAGCCCCUGACAUUGGUGUGUACAGAUGCGUUGCAGGCUCAGCCCAGGAAACAGUUGUGCUCAAGCUCAUUGGAACAGACAACCGGCUCAUUGCACACCCUGCCCUCAGAGAGCAAAUGAGGGAAUAUCCUGGGAUGGAUGGCAACGAAGCUGAUAGUUUGGGAACUGCGUGGCAUAAAAUGAGACAAAUGUGGAGUAACAAAAAUGAGCUUUACCUACAUGAUGACCAAAUUAAUAACCAGCCUUUCUUAAGAGCUUUGUUAGGCCACUGCAGCAAUUCUGCAGGCAACACCAAUUCCUGGGAGUUUAAGAAUAAGCAGUUUGAAGCAGCAGUUAAACAGGGAGCAUAUAGCAUGGAUACAGUCCAAUUUGAUGAACUGAUAAGAAACAUGAGUCUGCUUCUGGAAACCAGAGAGGUCAGUGAUGACCUUGCCUCUCAGGUGAUUUACCAGCUGGUGGCUGAGUUAACCAAGACCCAGUCAGCACACAUUCAAUGGAGGGGCAUCCAGGAAGAGGUGCCUCCUGCUGCUCAGCUCAGGGGCACAACAGAAAGUCUGCCCCAAAGCUCAAAAGUGAAAAACUCAGGCAGGCUGACCUUUAAACCAAAAGGACCUAUUCUCAUGAGGCAAAGCCAACACCCUUCGGUUUCAUUUAACAAAACAAUAAAUGCAAGGAUUGGAAAUACUGUGUAUAUCACUAAAAGGACAGAGGUCAUCAAUAUACUCUGUGACCUUCUUACCCCCGGUGAGGCCACAUAUACAUGGACCAAGGAUGGAGCACUGUUACAACCAUCAGUAAAGAUAAUUUCGGAUGGACCUGGGAGAAUACAGAUAAAGAAUCCUACAAGGAAAGAACAAGGAAUUUAUGAAUGUUCUGUAGCUAAUCAUCUUGGUUCUGAUGUGGAAAGUUCUUCUGUGCUGUAUGCAGAGGCACCUGUCAUCUUGUCUGUUGAAAGAAAUAUCACCAAACCAGAGCACAACCAUCUGUCCAUUGUGGUGGGAGGCAUCGUGGAGGCAGCCCUUCAAGCAAAUGUGUCAAUCCGAUGUCCUGUAAAAGGUGUCCCUCAGCCUAAUGUAACUUGGUUGAAGAGAGGAGGAUCUCUGAGUGACAAUAUUUCCUUGCUUUUCAAUGGAUCCCUGUUGUUGCAGAAUGUUUCCCUUGAAAAUGAAGGAACCUAUGUUUGCACAGCCACCAAUGCUCUUGGAAAGGCAGUGGCAACAUCUGUACUCCACUUGCUGGAAAGAAGACGGCCAGGAAGUAAAAUUGUAUUUCCCAAACAACAAAACAAUCAUGUUCUUCAGGCAUCGAACACCAGAACCAACAGCAGUGACUCAACAGGAGAAUCCCUGCCCCCAGAGCCUUUCUGGGAGCCUGGUAACUGGACACAUUGCUCUGCCUCCUGUGGUCACUUGGGAUCCCGUAUUCAGAGACCCCAGUGUGUGUUGGCUAGUGGACAGAAAGUGAGUGAAGCCCUUUGUAAUCAUCUCCAGAAACCACUGACAGGGUUUCAGCCCUGUAACAUCCAGGACUGUCCUGCAAGGUGGUUCACAAGUGUGUGGUCAGAGUGCUCUUCAUCUUGUGGUGAAGGAUUCCACAGUCGGCAAGUGACAUGUAAAAGGACAAAAGCCAACGGAACUGUGCAGACAGUGUCUCCGAGGGCAUGUGCCCCUAAAGACCGGCCUCUGGGAAGGAAACCAUGUCAUGGGUAUCCAUGUGUUCAAAGGAUCAUUGAACCAGCGAGCCAGUGUCCUGGACGUUGCAUGGGUCGUGCCGUGAGGAUGCUGCAGCAUCACACAGCUUGCAGACACCACAACAGCUCUGACUGUGAUGACAGGAGGCCCACCUUUAGGAGGAAUUGCACAUCAGGAGCCUGCAAUGUGUGUUGGCGCACAGGCCCUUGGAAGCCCUGUACAGCAGCCUGUGGCAGGGGGUUCCAGUCUCGGAAAGUCAACUGUGUCCACACAAGGAGCUGCAAACCUGUGGCUGAGAGACACUGUGUGCAGAAUAAGAAACCAGCUUCCUGGAGGCACUGUCUGGGGCCUUCCUGCAAUGGCGACUGUGCAGAUACAACUCACUACUGUAUGUUCAUAAGGCACCUUAAUUUGUGUUCUCUGGACCUCCACAAACGAAGGUGCUGCCAGUCAUGCCAAGAAGGGUAAACUUAUGGAGGGGUUGUGAUGCUGCUGUGACUAUUAAAAAAAAAUCAAAGCUCUUUUCCCCAUGUCUCUGGUUCAAAAACAUGUAUUUCCUAAAGACUCUGGAUUCCUUGAUCAAACAGAGGUUGAUGCAAAAACAUCCCUGUUAAAAUUUUGUAAAGUGAAAUUUCCCCAGGGUCGGUUUUUAAUUCUACUUCCUGUAAAUGAUGUAUUCCAAGAUUAACAUAGUAAUGUGCCAAUGCACUUGGGACUUCAUCAUGUCUGCGUAAUCGGGAAGUCACCAAGAUAAUGAGCACAUCCUCGAAUGCUGUGAUUUGUAAACUAGCACAGAGUGGUACAUCCUGAAGUCUUAGGAAGCACAGCAACUGAGGAAACUUCCUCUUCUCUCAAGUUGUAGAGUUUCAACAAGUUUGUGAAGUAUCUACAACUGGCCAGUAGUUGUUCAGAUGUUAUCAUUAAUGGCAUUUGCAAAGAUGCUUAAGUUCAGUCUGUGAAAAAGAGAUAAUCUCUUGGACAGGCUUAUAACUCCAAUUGACCCAAGGAUUCAUGAGGAGGUGGCAUCCUGUCCUUGCUCUCGAGCACUCUUGUAAGAAAACAGAGGAAAUAUUGCUGCCAUUUUCACAACUACAGGAAUCCAUCUGUGACCAAAUGAGGCAUCUUGGAAAUCAAAGAAGAGGGAAAUUUAACCUUUUCUACUGAUUUUGAAGUAUAUGCAAUGCUUUAAGAACUGUGAAUAGAACUUUUUCUAAGCACUAUUCUCUUGCACACAAACAGAAAAUCAAAGCCUUUUAAACCUAAUUUAUGCAUAAAAUAAUAUUCCUGAGGAUUUUUAUUUUGGAAAGUUUAUAAGAAAGUAAUCUAAUAAGAUACAUAAUUGAAAAGAAUUGUUUAUAUAAAAUAACUGCUUGAGUUGAUUUUUCAGUAAAUCCAAAGUGAAUUAGAGUUAGGCGGGAAGUUACACUUAUAGAAGUUGGAAUUAGGAUUUGGUUUAGGCUUUGGGGAACAAAGGUUAGGGUUAGUUUUCAGCUAGGAUUGAGUUAGGUGAGAAAGGAAGUUAAAUUAGGGCUAAGGCUGUGCUUGGUUAAGGAGUUGGGCUCAGGGCCAGGUUGGGGCAAGGUUGGGUUGGGUUUAGAUUGGGUCCAUGCUGGUGUGAUAGUGUCAAGGUGAAAGUUAAGUGUGGAGUUAAGUGUUGCCUCUGAAGCAGGUUCAGGCUAGCAUUAAAUUGUAAACUCUAGAGCUAAUUUGGUUAUGGUAAUCUUUUCCUGGUAUUCCUCCAGUUAUGGUUUUAGAUGGCACAAAACCCCAAAUAAAUGGUUAGACUUCUUAAUGCAAUGUCCUGAUUGCCUGUCACACGCUGCCUAUAGCCUGUUGGCAACAAAGUUUCCCAAGGCAGGUUGUGCUAGAUCUAGUUCCUGAUCAAUAAUUGAACUGUGCAAUUUUGGCUUUGGAUUUGUCUGUGGAUGAGCUUGCUGAGUCUUUUUACCAUAUUCUAAGCACCAGAUCUGUUUUGUUCUAACUUCAGCCUCACCGACACUGGGAUGAGCACUACUGUAUGUGGAGGGUUUAGUGGCUGGAAAUGGACAGGGGAAAAUGAAGAGGACACACCAGCCCAUGAAUUGUUAAUCAUCAGUCACAUUUGAUUGUUGAAGGUUAUUAAAUUAAAAGAAAGAUCACCUGUAAUAUACUCUUUGUAUAUAUUUAUUAUAUGACUUAAAGGUGCAAUAUUUUAUUUUGUACAGUAUGUAAUAAAGACAUGGGACAUAUAUUUUUCUUGCUAACAAAGUUUCUUAUUAAAUUGCUUCACCUUUGUAUUUAAAGUUAAAAGAUACUGUUUUUCAUUUGCUAUUGUACUUUUAUCACUCAAAUGACAUUCCUGUGUACUGUAUUUUACUACUGUUUUUAUGAGAGUUAAUGUUUCUCUUUUAUGAUCCUUAAGCAAUUCAGAAAUAAAUUUACUUUGAUUAUUCAAUGGCAUCGUUAUAUAUGCAUUGUU